Acipenser ruthenus (sterlet) is the source of this 2814-nucleotide messenger RNA. RefSeq lists its product as uncharacterized. Lineage: Eukaryota; Metazoa; Chordata; Actinopteri; Acipenseriformes; Acipenseridae. The record is from RefSeq and is a predicted model, not a curated record. The transcript has 3 exons. The coding region runs from base 282 to 1469 and encodes 395 amino acids.
GCGUGCACCUUCAGAAAGAGGCAUAUGCAGUAGCUGGAAAGCCCCUGCCUUCAGCGCCAAAUACUCCUUUGCCUUGCAUCAAUGCAUGGAAUCAGUUUCACUUUCAGUGCCACAGCAAACGCCCUGCAAACAGGAUCUCUAGCUUUCUGUGCUUAAGGAAACAAAGGAAGUGUUCCUGAGUGCCUCUGAAUAUCCAUAUAGGAUUGACUCUGGAAAACCACUGGGGGACUGGUUAAAUGCAUUGUCUGUACAAUUGUUUAUUCAGUAACUAAAGCCAGAAGAUGGAUGCCAUUCCAGUAUUUUCUCAGCUUAAAUCAUUUGUGCAGUGGGCUUCGGGGGACAGUAAAGGGGCUGAAGAGACACAAACUAAUUUUUUGAAGCUCUGCCCGGUGGUAUCCCAGGGCACAUCAGCAGUUCAGGCGAUCAUGGGCGAUGAAAAAGGUGCCAGAGAAACACAGAUUGAGUUCCUGAAAGGUGUAAAUGGCAUGGUGGAUUCUGUGCCAGUUGUUGGACAUGUAAAAGGUACAGUCCAUUACAUAUGUGGUGACAAGGAAGGUGGUGAUAAUGCUAUGAAAGCUGCAUCCCAUACUACAGGUGUCAUUGGGGGAGGGGUAGGGGGUUUUCUGAUCGGUGGUCCAGUGGGAGCAGCAGUAUUAGGAGCAGCGGGGGGAGUAUUAAUGGACGAAGUUAUUACUGUAGGUGAGAUUGCUGUAAACGGCGAAAAAGCCAAGCCAUAUGGCUUUGUUGAUAAUGUAGUCCGCAUUGUGAAGGACCCAAAGAAUGGAGGCAACUAUGUAGACCUGAUUGGUGCUACAGUUCUUGAUGGUGCGGCAGGAUAUGCAGCUGGGCAAGGGAUAGGAAAAGGAAUUGAGUACAAAUUAGAUAAAAGAAGGCUUGCAAAAACUGUUGGAAAAGAUGCUGCUAAACAAAUCAUAGAUGCUGGAGACACAAUGCGUGAUAUUCAUUCCAAGAAUAAUAUAAAAAAUAACAAGCCUCAUGUGUUAACAAAAGUCAAAGACCUUGAAACGGGCAAGACUUUUGAAGGUCAUAAUAAACAAAUACGCCAGGCUAUUAAGAACAAGAACCACAUGACAAAUGGACCAUCAGAAUUACAAAAGAGAGUGCCUGAUGCCAGUAAGGUAAUGAACAGGAAUCCUACUGCAUGUGCAGAGCACCAGGCCUAUAAUGGUUUAUACGCAGAACGUCCUGAUGCUUCACCUCAUGAAAUAAGAGGUGUGAGUGUCAAAAUGGACAGUAAAUUAAAAAGGCCAGUUAUCACUGAACGUUGUAGUAAUUGCAAGGAAUUUUCUCCUGCUAUGGGGUCAGUUCCUACUGAUCUCUUGCAUGAAACAGCUGUUCCAAUAAGAGUGAGCUUUGGCGAAGCAUCCCUCAUGACUGCUGCAGGAGUAGGUGUCCAUGCUUUGACUAAGGAAUUGCCUAAUUUAAAAUCACUUCAUAAAACGUUCUAAAUUCAUAAAGUACAAGGUAUAACAAGAAAUUACUAAUACCGAAUGUGGUUGCUGUCCCCCAUUUUCACAUCGAAAUGACAGCUCACCUGUGUUCCCCGCGUAUGAGCUUGAGAUAUCCAGCCAGUCACCUGAUUUCACCUGGUAAACUUCAGCAAACGAACCCAGGAGUAUGUCACGUCCAGUUGUAACCUUGGGAGUCCUUGCCAUCAGCCCCCAGCCAAGAUCAGCAGCUUAUAGUCCUUUUAGUUUAAAGUGUAUUGUGUGAUUAUCCCAGGUUAGUAAUGUAAUCCCCCAUGAUGGGGAUAUAGUGGAGGCGGUCGCAUCUACUGUAUGUCAACUGUAAGUUACGCUUAACAGAUCUCUCCAUAUAUCUGGAAAACAGCUGAUCCAGUUGUCAUGCAACAUCAAAUGAUCAGAUUAUGGGAAUAUAGGAGGCUGUCUGUCUGUCCGUAUAUCAGUCCAUCUGUGUGUCACACUCAUAAUCACUUUCCUUCAUUCCUUAUACUACUUUGUACAUACAGUUGAUAUAUGUCUUGGUCAUCAACUUUUUCAUCAUACCAAUAGCUCUAAUGUUGAGCGGGGGAUGCAUGUUAAUGGCAUACUUGUUUGUAAAGCGAACUAGAAUACUUAAGGACAGCUGUCUGAAGCUGAAAAACAUUAUGCAUGUGUGCUUACCUGCAUGUUUAUCAAUAUAUCUUAAUUAAUUAAUAGACUGGCCUGGUCUCCAUGACAACAUAGAUAACAUGAGGCCCUAAAGUGAAUCACAAAUUCUCAAGCAACUGGUCUUCUUGUUUGUUAUUGGAAGUAACUGACAUGAGUGCAUGUUUGUAAAAAGGUCUCAAAGUCAGAGACAGGGGCCACUGUGUGUUUGGACAACAUGUCUCAGACAAAAGAAAAGAAGAGCAGUGAAUAACAACUGACAAGACCUGCUCUGGGAGAAAUGCAUAAUUAAGAGUGCUGAAUAAACUAAUUAAAUUAACCCAUUACACGUUGACUUAUUAUCUUUAUGUAUCUAAACACCAGCUCUCCCUACAGAAGUAGCACUUUCAUUUUAUUUAAGUUAGUUAAUAAUAAUACUAAUAAUGGUUAUUAUUGGGUAUGAAUAAUUGAUCCUAUAUCCCUCACCAUGGUUAGAGACUUAACAGAACCACAACUUUUUAUUGUCAGUUUACGUAAAAAACAAAACAAAAAAAUAAUAUAUACAUCUCACACAUAUAAAAUCGACAUGUUUCUUUGCAAAUGUAAAAUAUAAUCCUGAUUUAUAAAAACAUAAAUAAAAUCAUCAAAUAUACAGAUGUAACACUUCAAUAACUGAUAACUGAUAUAUAUAUAUAUAUAUAUAUAU